CUCCAGGGAUGAGGAGAAGCCCCUGCGGAAGUGGCGUGGCCACUGCUGCCUGAGCCUCCAUCACCUGCCCAAUCAGCCCAGCUAAUUUUAUUGGCCUACGAUCUAAUUUUCCAAGAGGCCAUGGAAGUAUAAAUAAUAAAGCAAGAAAAGCAGAUCCAUUUGGCUGGCUCCGUAGAUUUCUUCUGAAUGUACUGACAAUCUCCAAGGAAAAUGAACCCUGUGCUGGGCCUGGGUCUGCUUCUGGCUGGCCUUCUUACCGUGGAAGGUCUUCUGAAGCCUAGCUUCUCUCCAGAGAAUAAUGAAGUUGUGAGUCAGGGUCAAGCAAGGAAGGGAAGGAGGACAGCUCAGGAGCUUGCAGAGCGAAAUACAGACUUUGGCCUCAAGCUGUUCAAGCAGCUGUCCUUCAACAGCCCUGACAGUAACAUCUUGUUCUCCCCCUGGAGCAUCUCUAUGGCCUUCGCCAUGCUGUCUCUGGGUGCCCAGGACUCCACCCUGGCCGAGAUCAAGGAAGGCUUCAACUUCAGGAAUAUACCCGAGAAAGACCUUCAUGAAGGCUUCCAUUACCUUAUCCACAGGCUGAACCGGUGGAACCAGGACCAAAAGCUGAGAGUCGGGAAUGCCUUGUUUAUUGACCAGAAGCUAAAGCCACAGAAGAAGUUUCUGACAGAUGUCAAAAAACUGUACAAGGCAGACACUGUUCCCACCAAUUUCCAGACCUCAGAAAAUGCUCGGAAGCAGGUCAAUGACUAUGUCAGCCAGAAAACUCAGGGGAGAAUCAGCAACCUAAUCAAGAUGAUAGACCCUGGCACUGUGAUGCUUCUUAUCAAUUAUGUUUUCUUUAGAGCCAGGUGGCAAUAUGAGUUUGAUCCAAAGGCAACUAAAGAGGAAGACUUCAUUCUGGACAGAAACAAGGCAGUGAAGGUGCCCAUGAUGUUCCACAUGGGCAUGUAUGAAGUUGGUCAUGAUGACCAGCUUUCCUGUACUGUCCUGGAAAUACCCUACCGGGGCAACAUCACAGCGGUCUUCAUUCUUCCUGAUGAGGGCAAAAUGAAGGAUGUGGAGCAAGCCUUGGGGAUGAACACUUUUGCCAGAUGGAAGAAACUACUCAUAAAAAGGGUCGCAGCUGUGUUUGUGCCCAGGAUGUUCAUCACCGGUAGCCACGACCUGAAGAAGACUCUCUCCUACCUGGGUAUCACCAAAAUCUUCGAGGAACGCGGCGACCUCACCAGGAUCUCCCCUCAUCAAAGCCUGAAAGUGGGUGAGGCAGUGCACAAGGCUAUCCUGAAGAUGGAUGAGAAGGGCACAGAAGCGGCUGCGGGCUCCGGAGCACAGACACUGCCCAUGGAGACACCGCUCGAGGUCAAGAUGAACAAACGCUUUCUGCUGAUGAUUAGGGAGAAUGAAAUGAACAACCUGCUCUUCCUUGGAAAGAUCGUUAAUCCUUCUAAGAGAUAAGGGGGAAAUCCAAAUUGCUACAGACCCCAGCUAUGUCCUGGGGUUGAAUACGCUUUGUCUCCCUGGGACUGUGACCACAGGACUUUUCAUCUAACCUCACAUUAUCACAAGCUCCCCAAACCACUGUCCAAACAGGCAGCACCACUGGCUUCUGGGCACCAUUUUUCUCCCUUAGCCGCUUCUCUGCCCAUUCCAAUGUCAGGAUUAGAUGCCCCACCCCCACCCACUGGACGUGGUCUUUUCCCCUCCCUCCAAGCGGGUGGAGAGGUUUUGUGAUUUAAUAAACAACGCCCCCAAGG
Messenger RNA from Hippopotamus amphibius kiboko, 1754 nucleotides. RefSeq names its product serpin family A member 12 (gene SERPINA12). NCBI's taxonomy places the organism in Eukaryota, Metazoa, Chordata, Mammalia, Artiodactyla, Hippopotamidae. Gene Ontology annotation, biological process: negative regulation of endopeptidase activity. The transcript is spliced from 5 exons. The record is from RefSeq and is a predicted model, not a curated record. The coding region runs from base 211 to 1455 and encodes 414 amino acids. Gene Ontology annotation, molecular function: serine-type endopeptidase inhibitor activity.